Molecule: messenger RNA, 243 nt
Organism: Echinostoma caproni
Lineage: Eukaryota; Metazoa; Platyhelminthes; Trematoda; Plagiorchiida; Echinostomatidae
Source: the annotation of a GenBank genome assembly
AUGCUUAUUCUGUCUGUUUUUUUAAUGUACAGAAAAAAAUAUCUGGAAACCCGAAAAAAGCUGAAUUUGGAAGAUAAAUAUCACUAUCCGGUUCUCAGUUCGAUGGACUACGGUUGGGGUCAGACCGAUAUCAUCAAGCAAUCUGUAUCCGGGCAGAAACGACGCGGACGAGUCAAGAUUGUUGAAGAAUCUUUCUAUCGUCGAAAUGGGAUCCCGUUCGAGCAUUGUCAGGACAUGCUGUAG